Urocitellus parryii (Arctic ground squirrel) is the source of this 2444-nucleotide messenger RNA. RefSeq names its product ankyrin repeat and SOCS box containing 6 (gene Asb6). Lineage: Eukaryota; Metazoa; Chordata; Mammalia; Rodentia; Sciuridae. The record is from RefSeq and is a predicted model, not a curated record. Gene Ontology annotation, biological process: intracellular signal transduction. Gene Ontology annotation, molecular function: protein binding.
CUCGGCCCGCCCUGGGCGGAGCGCCCCCCACUCCCUCACACUCCCGGUGGGUCCGCGCCUGGUCGCGUCCCCCCACGCGCAGCGGUCCCCCGCGUCCGCAGGGGGCGCUGUGGCCUCGCGCGCUUCCCAGAGCGGCGCGGGCCGGAAGUGAGAGAGCUCGGAUCACUUCCGGCACGGAGCGGCGACCUGGGCGGUGGACUCGGCCCGGCGCGGAGUCAGGACCACUUCAGCCCCGCGGGAGCUGCGGCCGCUGUACCACGCCCGGCUGGCGUCUCGGCCUCGCGGAGAGGAGCCGGCCUGCGCGCCCCGCCGCCGCGAUGCCAUUCCUGCACGGCUUCCGCAGGAUCAUCUUCGAGUACCAGCCGCUGGUGGACGCCAUCCUGGGCGCCCUGGGGAUCCAGGACCCCGAGCGGCAGGAGCCCCUGGACGGGCCCAGUUAUGCUGCCAGCGAGGAGAGCCGAAUCCUCGUUCUCACUGAGCUGCUGGAGAAGAAGGCCCCCUCUCCCUUUUACCAGGAAGGCAUAAGCAACGCCCUGCUGAAGAUGGCUGAGCUGGGGCUGACUCGGGCAGCUGAUGUUCUCCUGAGGAAUGGGGCCAAUCUCAACUUUGAAGACCCUGUCACCUACUACACGGCCUUGCACAUCGCCGUUCUCCGAAACCAGCCCGACAUGGUGGAGCUGCUGGUGCGUCACGGGGCUGACAUCAACCGGAGGGACCGGAUCCACGAGAGCAGCCCCCUGGAUCUGGCCAGCGAGGAGCCCGAGCGCCUGCCCUGCCUGCAGCGCCUUCUGGACCUAGGAGCCGAUGUCAACGCAGCCGACAAGCAUGGGAAGACUGCUCUGCUGCAUGCUUUGGCCAGCAGCGACGGGGUGCAGGUCCACAACACCGACAACAUCCGGCUCCUGCUGGAAGGAGGGGCAGAUGUCAAGGCCACCACCAAAGAUGGGGACACUGUGUUCACCUACAUCAUCUUCCUGCUUGGCGAGACCGUGGGUGGGGACAAAGAGGAGGCUCAGAUGAUCAACCAAUUCUGCUUCCAAGUCACACAGCUGCUGCUGGCCCAUGGGGCUGACCCCAGUGAGUGCCCUGCCCAUGAGUCCCUCACGCACAUCUGCCUCAAGAGCUUCAAGUUGCACUUUCCCCUCCUGCGCUUCCUGCUCGAAUCUGGGGCUGCCUACAACUGCUCCCUCCACGGCGCGUCCUGCUGGUCUGGCUUCCACAUCAUCUUUGAGAGGCUCUGUUCCCACCCGGGCUGUGCAGAAGAUGAGAGCCACGUGGACCUUCUGCGCAAAGCCGAGACUGUCCUGGACCUCAUGGUGACCAACUCCCAGAGGCUCCAGCUGCCCCAGAACUUUGAUGUCCACCCAGUGGGCAGCCUGGCAGAAAAGAUCCAGGCCCUGCACUCCUCACUGAGGCAGCUGGAAAGCUACCCCCCGCCCCUCAAACACCUGUGCCGCGUGUACAUCCGGCUCUACCUCCAGCCGUGGCCUGUGGAUGUGAAGGUCAAAGCCCUGCCCCUGCCAGACAGGCUGAAGUGGUACCUCCUCAGUGAGCACAGUGGUACAGAAGAGGAUGACAGCUGACAGGUGCUGGACUAGGGGACAGGGUUUGGACAACCUUAAACCCCCACCUGCUGGUAGACUUGGCACCUGUGGUGACCCCAGGGGAGGGUCCUUUGAUCUGGGAGGUAAGGCUUAACCUUACUAAGCACAAAGCCCAUAGCUGUGACUGCUCUAGUGGUGAGGUAACUGCUCUUGUGGGAGAGGUACGUCUGCCCCUUCUUUCUGGCACCUGCCCCCAGCCCAAGUUUCAGUCUACUCUGGGCAGAAUAGUUGUGUAGAUGGACUGAGUUUCUGCCUCUGCACUGGAGGGGAGCCAGGCAGCACUGAGUCUAGGCAGCCCCUGGAACUGCCAGCGUCUGCUUUGUCCCUGUGUGGAGGCAUAACUAGAACCUUCUAGAGGGAAGCUGUGGCUGCCGCCCAGCUGAGGUCCUACCCAUGCCUCUUCACUCCAGAUCUGUCUCAAGAAGUGCUUUGGGCGAGCUGGGGGAGAAGGCACCAAGGGCCACCACAGGCUGCGCUUCGAGGCCUACCCCUGCUGACUCUUGUGGCUGACACUUGAUGGUCCCCCCCCCCCCCAGGGGCUGGGUUGCCUGUGGCCCUGCUCACCAGGGUACCAGGGCUGUGCUCUACUGUGCCAAACCCAGGGUCUCAGGGACCAUGCCUUCUGCCAAAAGCAAUCAUGAGUGCAAAGCCAGGGAAAAGCCCCUCCCAAGGGUCUGGUUUUGAGUAGCUUGCUGGGAGCCAACCACCAAAACCAGAUGCCACCUGCCCUACCCAGCAUCAAUCCCUCACGGUCACUUCCAGUCAUGUUGUCAUUGUAUAUGCCUUUGGGAAUAAGCUGAGACUGGUGUGGUAUGUUUAUAUUACAAAAUUAAACGGAAA